UUAAGAUGGCGAUUGUUGGCGGAAACGAUUAGAAACAUGUACAGAUUCGAAUGUUUUAUUAUUAAUGCUUCUUUGAGGAUCAUUAAUUUUCUUUGACCUUGUUAUUUCGAAAACUGUUUGAGAUGGCAUCAUACAGACAAAGUAGUAAUGAUGACUUGAAGACAGUGUCAACGCUUCUUUUGAGACUUUGCAGUAAGAUAACUGGUUGUCGAGAAGAUGCUGUGUUGCCGCAGUAUGAAUACGCACUCAAGCUCUUGGCAAGCAAAUCAGCCGGUGAGGAUGAAGACGAGUUUCGAACUGUCGAAAGAUUAAAGAACCAGUUGGUGCGCCGCGGGCGGGAGAAAGAUGGGGCACAGCUGGCUGACCUUCACAGACGACUGCAGUCUCAGAUGUUGCUGCGAAACCGCUCCGCUGUCCUGACGUUGCUGCAGCAUUUGGCCCGCUUCGACAACAGGGCUGCAAAGCAGGGCAAAGUCUCCAGUGCGGCCAUCUUCUCUCAGGGCCUCCCCUCCCACCUCAUGUCAACGCCCUUCUCCACGGCUGGCAGCCAGGGGCGAGCACACUACCCACUCCACCACCAGGGCGGCCCGCUGUCCGGGGGGAGUGGCGGCUCAUCGGCCUUGACCCUGUCCAGCGUGUCGCAGCACACAGGUGGCAGCAGCGGCAUCAGCAGCAUCAGGGGGAGGGAGGUGAACAGCGGGGACCCGAACCCCAUACCCCAGUCCUUCAUGCCCAGUCACCUCAACACUCCAGUGGAUUCUGUGGCUAACAGGCUGAGGACUGUCUCCAUAUUCGGACGCCAACGAGAAGAGAGAGGAGGAGGAAAACCCCAGUCGUCCCGAGGGCCCGUUGAAAUGUCGUCUGGAGGAGGGGGCAUGUUGGUGCAUCGUGGAGACAACACUUCGUUUGAAAUCUCGGAGCAGAAUCUGAUCAAAGACCUCAUCUUCGUGCUGCAGGGCAUAGAUGGACAGUGGAUCAAAGUGGACCCCUUCAAAGACAUGUACAAAGUUGAUUCAGAGAUCGGCGUCCCCAAAGGUCAGAGAGGAGAGCUGCUGAAGCUGUCGGAGUGUGGCUGGCUGUACAACAAGAUCAAAUCCUACGUAGAUCACCACAGCACAGACAAAGCCUUUGGUCUUGUGGGGCAGCUUCAGCAAGAUGUGGACCCAGGACUAGGGGAAACGUGUUCGAAUCUCACCCUGGCUCGUCUGCGGGUUUGGCUGUUUGAUCCCCUCAAACGUCUCAAGUGGCUGGCCGCACUGGUAGACAUCUGUAAAGGAAAGAAGGGAGGAGCCCUGUCGUCCACCAUUUUCUCCUACACUCACCACGGAGACACCAGCGUGAAGACUCUGAUAACACAUGUACUCACCUACGUCAGUCAGCCUAUCUAUGCCACGCUCUUACGGUGGAUGUACGACGGAGAACUGGAUGAUACAUACCAUGAGAUUUUGCUGACAGGAAAAUCCAUCAACUUUCUGCGACAAGUUUGUGAGGACAGAACGCCCACCAAAGGUCGCGAGGUCGCUAUGGGUCUUGACCUCACUCAAGCGGUCAGCAUGUUCUCCCAGGACCAGAGCGGAGACUUCCAGAACAUGCUGGACUCGGUGUACCAGGUGACCUCACAGCAGUUGCUGGACGUGCUGCAGACCAAGUACAAGUUCUUGGAACAUCUCAAGAGGACCUGGCCAAACCAGCCAGCAACUUGUAUCUGCACAACCUGACGGGCAUACUCGAGACGGCCAUUCGGGCGACCAACGCUCAGUUUGACGACGCGGACAUACUGCGGCGCCUCGACGUACGUCUGCUGGACGUGUCGCCAGGGGAUACGGGCUGGGACGUGUUCAGUCUGGAGUAUCGCGUGGACGGGCCCAUCAGAACGGUAUUCACCCCAGAGUGUAAGAUCAUGUACCUGCGGGUGUUCAACUUCAUGUGGCGCGCCAAGCGCAUGGAGUACGUCCUGGCCCAGAUCUGGAAGGGCCAGGCGGGCAGCCGGCGGGAGCUCCAGUCGGUGCCGGAGCUGUGGCCCGUGCUGCACCAGUGUCACAUGAUCACCUCCAGCAUGGUGCACUUCAUCAAGCAAGUCCAGUACUACAUCAACUUUGAGGAGAUCCUGCAGCUGCUGCGCACGGUGUUUGACCUCAUCAUCCAGUUUGAGACGGCCCAGGCCGUGUUUUACAAGGCGGCCAACGAUGAGGUGUUGGUCAGGGAGGCUUUUGACAGGAACAAGAUGGGCCGCGCCGACAAGGGCGACUGGGAGACAACGGAGGAGAUAGAGAGAGAGGAGAAGAGUCGGAGGGUGUCCUUCCUCCGCGGAAUCAUUCCAUCCACACGCGCCAAGCUGCAGGUCCUGUCCACAGCCUACAGGGACACAGUGGAACAGUUCCUCAAGCUGGUGGUCUCCCACCCCGACGCCAGCCUCCGCUGCCUGUGUUUCCGGCUGGACUUCAACGAGCAUUACAAGGUGCGGGAACCCAACCGGAGGAUGACCUACUUACGGGCCAACUGAGGGAAACAGUCGCGACAACUGCCGCGAUAACUGCCGCCCUACUUCUAGAUCUGUUACUACUACUACUACUACCGUACCACAAUGCUGACAACGACGAAGAUGAUGAUGAUGAUGCUGUGAUCAUUUUGCCCUCGUGUUUUUGUUUUGUUUGAUUGUACAUAAUCAUAUAAUCAUUUAUUGUUUACCUUGUUGUUUGGUUCAUGUAUGAUGUUGUAUAUUUCGGGGCAACAGCUCAAGUAUUAUUUAAAAAACCCCCAGAGUCGUGCGAUUAUUUUUUUGAAAGUUCACCUUUUAAAAAAAAUUCCCAAUACUGGUGAUGGAUAGAGUGGCAGAAAAAUUGUGAGGCUUUGUGGUGAAACCAAGCACUCGUCAAAAUAAGGAAAUCGAUGAAAAUGACAAUUUUCUCCCCGUUUGGCAGUUUUUAUGAAAUUUAUUUUUUUUGGCUCAAUACUUUUUACGUCCAUUUGAAAACACAUUGCUGGUGGCUUUCACUGAAAAAUGUUUAGUUAAGGCACAAAAAAUUAUCUCCACUUCUAUU
Aplysia californica (California sea hare) is the source of this 3041-nucleotide messenger RNA. RefSeq names its product gamma-tubulin complex component 3 homolog. Gene Ontology annotation, molecular function: microtubule minus-end binding; gamma-tubulin binding. Gene Ontology annotation, cellular component: centrosome; equatorial microtubule organizing center; spindle pole. Gene Ontology annotation, biological process: spindle assembly; cytoplasmic microtubule organization; microtubule nucleation. The record is from RefSeq and is a predicted model, not a curated record. Lineage: Eukaryota; Metazoa; Mollusca; Gastropoda; Aplysiida; Aplysiidae.